Molecule: messenger RNA, 2336 nt
Organism: Synchiropus splendidus (mandarinfish)
Lineage: Eukaryota; Metazoa; Chordata; Actinopteri; Syngnathiformes; Callionymidae
Gene: proca1
Product: protein interacting with cyclin A1
Exons: 4
Coding region: 71-2215 (714 amino acids)
Biological process (GO): phospholipid metabolic process; arachidonate secretion
Molecular function (GO): A2-type glycerophospholipase activity
Source: RefSeq, a predicted model, not a curated record
GCGUCGCACCAGCUCUGUGAGUGGAACUGUCUCCGUGGCGCAUGGUGCUGAAAGUGCCGCUCCACGCAUCAUGUGGUCGGUGAUGUUCGUCUUCCUGUCCUACCUGGACAGAAACCUGGUGAGAGGACAGAUCCUGGACGCGGACAAGGAGAACAAAGAGAUGUUCUCUGUCAUCAACGGGACGUUGUGCGCCAAGAUGAGCGCGUUCGGGGAGAACUUUCUCUAUCAGGUGUCGGACGGAGCGGAGGUAGUCCGGUCCGUGGUGAGUCCCGGCGGGAAGCUGGUCCACUGCUCCAUCACUGUGGACCAAAUCGAGGUGAAGACCUUCACGAAGGAGUGCGGGUCGGGACUGAAGGAGCGCCGGACGCUGGCGCACCUGGGGGAGAAGUUGGUGCGCAUGGAUGAGGCCAAGAGAGCGUGCGAGGAGUCCGACCUCUCCGGCGGGAUGGAGAAGAACGCAGGGGGACUUUCUGAGGACGUUUUAAAGAGGUCCAAGAGGGGCUUCACCUACCCUGGAACCCUGUGGUGCGGAGCUGGGAACAUGGCUGACACGUAUGAGCAGCUGGGGGAUUUUGCUGCGACCGACAGCUGCUGCCGCACACACGACCACUGCCCUCACGUCAUCCACGCCUUCUCCUCCAAAUACGGAUACACAAACUUCAAGUGGCACUCCAUCUGUCACUGUGACUGCGAUGAGACGUUGAAAGCUUGCCUCAGGAAAGUCAACGACACUUCCUCCAGAGUGGUGGGUCAGGCCUUCUUCAACGUCAUUGGAGUUCCUUGCUUCAAGCUCAAGUAUGAGCGGCAGUGUGCAGAGAGGCACUGGUAUGGCAUGUGCAAGCGAUACGAGACGUUUCCUGUCGCCGUGAUCAAAGAGGCAGUCCCAUACGACUACGGCGGCAUCGCCGUCAUCGAUAAGCUGACGUUACGGCCUCCCAAAAAAGAAGAGGCGGAGAAACCUGAGAGCCCGACUCAACCCACCGUGUCAGGACCGGAGGAACCCUCCCUGGGGAACAUGGUCACGGCCGCGGAGGACUUCAUCAAGGUCCUUGCAACCGUCUCCACAUCCCAAAGUUCUGCCACGGACUCCGACAAGAGCGAGUCGCAGACCUCGGAGAAGAAGAAGAAGAGGAAGAACAAGGGCAAGAAGAAGAAGAAAACAAAGAAGCGGAAAGGUAAAGGCGCGAAGAGGGGGCAGAAAGUUGCCCAAACUGAGGAGGGGGCAGCAGUUUCGAAGGCAGAGGAAGCGGUGCUGAGCAACUUCAUCAGCGAUUCGCAGAAGCACGAGUCUAGAAAUUCCUUCGUCAAGACUGAGCUGGAGCUGGCUGGAAAAGAGGAGGCCUCGAAUGAAGUCAUGAAAGAUGAACCAGCCAAAGAUACCGCGGCGGAUGAACCCACACCUUUGUCUCGAGUUUCACCUAAAAAGAAACACCCAAAAAAGGGGAGGAGAAAGACCCCAAAACCUCUGAGCUCAACUGAAGUGGUCGAAUCCGUGACAAACACAACAGACCGCUCCACCACAACCUCUGUCCCGACAAUGAGCCCGGGAGCACCGGGCUUCACUGAAAAGAAUGGUGUCAUUAGUGAAGCCACUUCUCCCAGCGACACCCACAAAAGCAAAAGAAUCAGGUCAAAGGACAGGGGAGACCGCGAGAGGAGGAAGAAAAGGAGGAAGAUCAGCUCGGAUCCUCCUUCAGAGACCCUCAGGAAUUCCUCAACAGAAGAUCAGAAAGUCAUCCGUCUCUCUGAGGACCCCACCAGAAUACCUAACCCUACCACAGAGGUCCCCCCCAGCCCCCACGUGUACACACAGAUGUACUUCAGAACAUCGUCCAGUCCUCUCAAGAAGCUGCACUCUAAGAAGAGGGGGGGCAGAAAUAAGAGGAAAAAAACUGUUUCCCCAGACACUUCAGAUGUUCCGGGUCCAAAUCUAGAGUCGUCCGACGCCACACACAGCCGUCCAUCAACAAGCAACCUAAGACCGAGUGGGACAGUCAGAAAACAAAGGAGGAAGAAAGUCGCCUCUGCUGCUCACACAACCCCUGCGCUGGACCUCCCCACCACUCAAGAGCCAAACCUGAAGACGGGCCUGAGAACCAGCGCUGCCACUCAGCCGCCCAUGAGCCCGGUUCAGAUUUCACUGGAGAGAGCGAGAGAGCAGUUCUCCUGGAAGAAGAGGAGGAAAGCGGCAGUGCUCUCCAGGCAACAAGCGUAGCAUGUCCGCUACACCAGAGUCCCUUCAGUCUGUCUCGCAGCUUCUUCAUUUGAAUCACACACCUGCAGGAGCGACUUACGAUUGUAUCCAGCAGCACCGCAUGACUUCAAUAAAUGAUGAU